Molecule: messenger RNA, 2409 nt
Organism: Schizosaccharomyces japonicus yFS275
Lineage: Eukaryota; Fungi; Ascomycota; Schizosaccharomycetes; Schizosaccharomycetales; Schizosaccharomycetaceae
Product: phosphatidate cytidylyltransferase Ptp4
Exons: 3
Coding region: 123-782 (219 amino acids)
Biological process (GO): mitotic nuclear membrane biogenesis; phosphatidic acid biosynthetic process
Cellular component (GO): perinuclear endoplasmic reticulum
Molecular function (GO): ATP-dependent diacylglycerol kinase activity
Source: RefSeq, a predicted model, not a curated record
UGUUACGGUAUCUUAUCGAGCGAAGGAUACUCACCACCAAAAUAAAUGACUUUCGGUUCACUUCUCUGUAUUCCACAACUAGGAUACCCACCAACAACAAGCCGUCUCCCAUAUCCGUCGAGAUGUCAGAAAAACGUCUAACGUGGUCCGAGUGGUCGAAAAAACACGAGAUACCCCGGAAAGCUCUGCACACCUCAAUUGGUUUCUGCUCAUUAAUACUUCAGAAACUGGGAACUGAGGCUACCGACGUGACGCCAUGGUUGGAGCUUUUUUUCAUUCCCGCGUUUUCCUGUGAUCUGCUUCGUUUCAACUGGCCAGCUUUUAGUCGCCUUUUUAACAAGCUGUUUGGCCCGUUAAUGCGUGAAUCCGAGUUGAAGAACUGGAAUGGUCUUAUCUUUUAUGUUGUGGGUGUUUGGGUGGUACUCAAGCUGUUUCCUAAGGAAAUUGCAGCCAUGAGCAUUUUACUGCUUUCGUGGUGCGAUACUGCUGCUUCUACGUUGGGUAGACGGUUUGGUAAAUAUACGCCGAAGAUUGCUAAAAACAAAAGUCUUGCUGGAAGUAUGGGUGCAUUCUUUUGCGGUACGUUUUGCGCUUAUUUGUACUGGGGUCUUCUCUUUAAGAGUCCUGACAGUCUUGCUGCUCGGUCAUCAAUUCCAUUUCCCCUCUUGUGUGUUAUCAAUGGUCUCAUUGGUGCCUUUGCUGAAGCAAUGGAUAUUUGGGGUCUCGAUGAUAACUUGGUUAUCCCUAUCGUUUCCGGUACAUUGUUAUAUCUGAUUUUGUAGACCAUUCAUCCAAAGCAACAGCCGUAAUGGAGGCUUUUUGUUGAUUAAGAUACUUCCCGUGAGAAAAGCCCGCAAUAACUUGCAUGAUUUGCGCGUGCGUAUACAUAAUCUGGCGGUACCUGUUUCCCUGUUUCUAUUCCCUUGUUCAUUUUCCCAUCUAUACACACAUACACUUUGAUACGCACAUACACUCUCUUUACCGCUUACGCUUUUUAAUAGGAUAUUUGGCACAAUCGAUGUUCAGUCGAGUCCAGAGUUCAUAUGUUUAAAAAACACGCGCAAAAUACGAAAGCCAUAAAGCGCCGAAAAGAUUCAAUGCCUAGGUUGCAUUUCUCUCCAUGCUAAUGCCUUUGUACUUAAUACCAAUCUCAUUCAACAUGUGUAACAAAGACAAGUGAGCCACCUGACGGUAUUGAAACACCCUAAACAGAUUUUUUUAUUGUUCUACAAAAGAAACCAAAGAAGGACAGCAAACAAGUGGUUUUCCCAAAAAGACAAUAACUAGCAGCCAGCUAAGCGCCAUAAGCACGAAACCGAAUGCUUCCAGAAAGCAAACAUAACUAGUAAAGCAAAUUGUUGCGUUUGUACAAAAUAGAAAUAGAUUCGCCAUUGUGAAUACGGCGGAUGGACUGUUGUGCUGGUUAGUAUGGUGUAUUUUGAAAACUUGAAGACAAGCGUACCUCGGCAAACACUGGAGCAACAUCAAUGACAUCAACAUAAUCCUUUUCGGUUUCACCUUGGGGAGCAGAGUUGGUAACAACGAGCUUGUCAAUGCUAGAAUUCUCUAUGCGUUCCAAGGCAUUGUCGGACAAAACGGCAUGUGUGACAAGAGCGUAGAUAGUGCUAGCACCGUGCUCCUUCAAAAGUUCUGCAGCACGAACAAGUGUGGUUCCCGUAUCGACCAAGUCGUCGAUCAGGAUAGCAACUUUAUUACGAACAUCACCAACAAGCAUCAACGAAGUACCGAAAGCAUGAGGACGAUUCUACUGGUUAGAAAGAUAAUGUUUUUGAUAAUAAUGGACAGUAAGUCACAUACCUUAUGAAUAAGGGCAAAAUCCAUCAUCAUACUGUCAGCAAUAGCGGUGGCACGCUUGGCACCACCAGCAUCAGGAGAGACGACUACAGCGUCUUGAUAAUUGGGAAUAUGAAGCGAAAUGUAACGCUCAAGCAAGGGACGACCAUACAAAUUAUCCACAGGGACAUCAAAAAAGCCCUGGAACUGGGCAUCAUGCAAGUCCAUAGUGAUGAUAUGGUCCGCGCCAGAACACAUCAACAGGUCGGCAACCAGCGUACCGGAUUGGGCGAUCCACUCACGGUAUGCAGUAACGGGAGCAGGUGCAGAUUUGGUAAUCGACAAUUGAUUCAUAGCCUGCACGGGGGCUCCAGCACUGGAAUAACGUUGAUCGGGUUGACGGCUGUAGGGAAAGAUUGGAACGACAGCGGUAACUUUUUUAGCUGAAGCAGUCUUGCAAGCAGAAAUCAAAAUGAGCAAUUCCAUGAAAUGAUCGUUCACGUCACCUGCAGCAGGACUGAUGAUAUAAACGUCGCAGCCACGAACAGACUGUUUGACCUUGACAGACGUCUCACCAUUGCUGGAAAUCAGCGUUAGUAAUUGACACGAUCGGAU